AUGGUGAUCCCGACCCUGAACCGCCUCAUCUACAGCCGGAUAAACAAGGGCAUUAUGGCGGCCCUAAGGAAAUUCUUUGGGGGGAAACUGACCUUGUCAGUCCUCAAUGUCUGCUAUGUCUCCGUCACCAUCAUCCAAUCCAUCCACAACUCCCUGACGAACGACAGUUCCAUCUCUUUCCUGGACUGUGUCACCCAAGUAUUUUUUCUUGUCUUACUUGCCACCACAGAGAUAGACAUCCUCACGUUGAUGUCCUACGAUCACUACGUGGCCAUCUGCCAUCCCCUGUGCUACGUUGUCGUCAUGGACCAACGGGUCUGUGGGAAGAUGGCCACCGCCUUAUGCCUUUGGGGUGGUUUCUUGGGCCUCACGCACACUGUCAAUACAUUUUUCUUGUCUUUUGGUGACUCGAACGUGAUCCGUCACUUUUUCUGUGACUUGACCCAGUUACUGGCCCACGCCCCCUCCAAUGAUGACCUCAGUGAGGCGUUCUUGCUUAUUGCCAGUGCUACUUUAGACUUCUUCUGCUUCCUCUUUAUAGUCAUUUCCCAUUUCUGCGUCUUCCCCACAGUGAGGACCAUCUCUUCCUAA
This is a messenger RNA of Tachyglossus aculeatus (Australian echidna), 591 nucleotides long. RefSeq names its product olfactory receptor 14A16-like. Gene Ontology annotation, cellular component: membrane. Gene Ontology annotation, molecular function: olfactory receptor activity; G protein-coupled receptor activity; odorant binding. The record is from RefSeq and is a predicted model, not a curated record. Gene Ontology annotation, biological process: G protein-coupled receptor signaling pathway. Lineage: Eukaryota; Metazoa; Chordata; Mammalia; Monotremata; Tachyglossidae. Bases 1 to 591 code for a protein of 196 amino acids. The transcript is spliced from 2 exons.